GCAACCGUGAGAGCGAGCAACUAAGAUGGCGCAGCUCUCAGAUGAUACCAAAAUGGAAUUUAAUGAUUAUGGAAUCCCUUUGGAAAUCGUCCCGCGCUUAAGCUGUACUGACCCUGAAGCGGAUCGGCUAAUCGCAAACAUGAUGCCUGUAGUCCUGACUGACACCAACUUGGUCACGUCGGCACUUAAGUGGGAUUUGGACUACCUCUCUAAGCACAUGGGAAGUGGUGACUGCACUGUGUAUGAAUCAGAUUCCGUUAUCUUCAAGUAUUACGACGAUGCCAAGGUCAAGGAACAUCGACUCAAAAACUUUUCCCCGCCAACUCGUCGACGGGAGAUGAAAAUGGGGCAGUUUGCAGAGCAAUUGAGGAAUGCUGGCCGAACCAAGUACUACUUGCAGCAGUCCUUGAAUGAAACAGUUGGGCGGAACAUAGUGCUGGACUUCCUCAGCUUUAACUGGGAGUGGGUCAACCGACAACAGAAGCAAAAUGGCUGGGGCCCUUUGACGUCAAACCUUCUUCUUGUUGCCACUGAAGGCAACAUUACACCUGUGCACUAUGAUGAACAGCAGAACUUCUUUGCCCAGCUGAGGGGCUACAAGCGGUUUCUGCUCUUCUCCCCUGAUCAGUACAAAUGCCUGUACCCUCACCCAGUGUGGCAUCCUCAUGACCGACAGAGCCAGGUGGACCUGUCCAAUCGAGAUUUGGACCGUUUUCCCUUGUCUGCUCAACUGUCUGGAUGGGAAGCCAUUGUCGGUCCUGGUGAUGUCCUCUACCUUCCUAUGUACUGGUGGCACCAGGUAGAGUCCGCACCCCACAAAGGCUACACUGUCUCGAUCAACUUCUGGUACAAGACUGCACCAGCAGACAAAGUCAUCUACCCCCUGAUUGGUCAUCAGAAAAUGGCUAUCAUGCGAAAUAUUGAAAAAAUGCUUAUUGAAGCACUCAAGGAUGUCAAUGAGGUUGGCCCAUUACUAAGAGCUAUGGUGCUUGGAAGAUAUACAUGAGUUUCUGUUUCUGCGUCCACUCAUUGUCUGCUGCAAGUGUAAAUGGCUGCUUUUCCAUGCUUUUAAAUUAAUGGUCUUGUCAUGCAGACGUUUUUCUGCAGACUUCGGUAGGCGUUAGUUUAACUUAUUUACCCUGCAGUCUAUUGCUGCAGUAUGGUGACAUAUUUUUUUUAUUAGGUCAAGGUCAAUAAAUUGCAUCAUGUUUUA
Messenger RNA from Rhipicephalus sanguineus (brown dog tick), 1213 nucleotides. RefSeq names its product hypoxia-inducible factor 1-alpha inhibitor. Bases 26 to 1006 code for a protein of 326 amino acids. The transcript has 7 exons. NCBI's taxonomy places the organism in Eukaryota, Metazoa, Arthropoda, Arachnida, Ixodida, Ixodidae. The record is from RefSeq and is a predicted model, not a curated record. Gene Ontology annotation, cellular component: nucleus; cytoplasm. Gene Ontology annotation, molecular function: [protein]-asparagine 3-dioxygenase activity; ankyrin repeat binding; peptidyl-histidine dioxygenase activity. Gene Ontology annotation, biological process: peptidyl-aspartic acid hydroxylation; negative regulation of Notch signaling pathway.